Hippocampus comes (tiger tail seahorse) is the source of this 10548-nucleotide messenger RNA. RefSeq names its product myosin XVIIIA b (gene myo18ab). Gene Ontology annotation, cellular component: myosin filament; cytoplasm; myosin II complex. The record is from RefSeq and is a predicted model, not a curated record. The transcript is spliced from 48 exons. Bases 207 to 8063 code for a protein of 2618 amino acids. NCBI's taxonomy places the organism in Eukaryota, Metazoa, Chordata, Actinopteri, Syngnathiformes, Syngnathidae. Gene Ontology annotation, molecular function: cytoskeletal motor activity; actin filament binding; ATP binding. Gene Ontology annotation, biological process: actomyosin structure organization.
CCCCACAUCUCCUGUCUGUCCGGGGUCAGGAAUAGCCGGGCCUAUCAGCGCUCUCACCCUUUCCAGUCCUGCCUGCUCUUUCUGCUCUCCGUCUCAUUGCUUACUCCCAACUUUUAAAGUUGAACUAGUUUUGAAUCAGACCUCCGGAGAAAAACUGGAUUUGUGGAUUUACUUCACUAACAGCCCAUGACAGCGGAUCAGCCAACAUGGCAUUCUCAUCUCGUUUUUCCUUCUGGGAGCAAAAGGUCAAAGAGGAGAACAAGCCAGACAGCAAAAAUUCAGAUAGUGAUGGGCUGUCCAACCGGGCCAAGUCUGUGUCUGCUCUCGACCCUGGAAGGGGAUUAUACCGGGCGUUGAGCCCCCCAGCUGUUGCUUCUUCUGAAAUGGUUGGUCGAGUCAGGAGUCCCUCGCCACCUAAAGUCAGAACACCUGUUACAGUUCCAGAACGCUUCAAAAGCUUUGAGCCGUCAUCAUCAUCAUCAUCAUCAUCAUCAUCAAAAAUGGCGGAGCGACUCCAGAGUCCCGAAGCAAGACAUAAUUCUGUGCGUCCAAACCUAGUUACGAAUGGUGAACCAGAACAAAAUGGUGUGGAUAAAAGCACACUCAAUGGCAUUGCCAAAGGAAAUAGCCCAGCACCAUGCGUCAGCUUGCCGGACUCUGGAGAUGAUCAAGGUCUGACUCGCAAGAAAGUAGUGAAGGUAGUACGUCGUGUUGUCAGGAAAGUCCUGCCCUCUGGGGCGGAGGAAACAACUGCACCAGGACAUGCGUUGGAAAUUCCCGAAGUAGCCAGAAAUGGUACUGCUCCAGCUUCUGUGUCCAAGGGCCCUUUGAUGUCUGCAUUCUCUUUUAAACACGAAACGAUCAAAACGGAAGACAAAGACGACAUUUCUCGGGGGUUGACCAACUUGAUGGUGAGAGGUAGGACAAGGGAGCCUCGAUCAAAGAUACGCAAGGAUCACCAUCAGGAAACAAAAGAAUCGAAGAAUGAAAACAAGGAGCGCAAACAAGCUGAGACCAAAGAAGAGGCGAAAGAGGAUACAAUCUCCCCAAAGUCACAAGAGGGCAAUCUAUAUCCUCCAGUCCAAUCUCCAUUAGUGCCUGUGACUGAAACAGGCAUGCAGUCUGCUAAAUCUGUUCCGGCGCCACAUUUUACCAAAUCCUCCCAUUCCAGACCGACAUCUUUGCCACGGGUUGUUGGCUUUAUCCCAGCGCCCAAGCCUACGUCUUUAUGUCCGCCUACAGGCUUUAUACCUGUAACCAGACCAACAACACCUAUAAAAUCCAUCUCUACCACCGCAGCAAUUGCAGCAGUCCGAACAAAGACCUUGCUACAGCCCGAAUGUCAUUCUAUCUCAAACAAUCCGCCCCCUGAAGUGAACCUUCCUCAUCAAAUUUCCAGCUCAGGUCCACUGCCUCCUGCACCAGAAAUCAGUCCUGUUCAUCACCCUGCUGUCAGAAAACAAGAGGAGACACCGAUCAGUCACACUGAGGAGGCUCAAAAACGGCUAAUGAGGAUCUUCAGUACCCCUGGAUCCGUGGAAGAGGACCCUAUAGCCCUCCUUCAGGCGUCUCAUGCUACUUCUAAGCAGUCCCAGGUCAAGACGGAGGAGCAGAUAGCAGCAGAGCAGGCUUGGUAUGGCUCUGAAAAAGUCUGGCUGGUCCAUAAGGAGGGAUUCUCCCUGGCAACGGUGGUCAAGACAGAGCCAGGCUCCCUGCUAGAAGGCAAGGUGAAAAUCAAACUAGAGCACGAUGGGACAAUACUGGAAGUGGAUGAGGAUGAUAUCGAAAAGGCCAACCCUCCAUCAUACGAUCGGUCAGAGGAUCUGGCUUCGCUGCUCUAUCUUAAUGAAUCCAGUGUGAUGCAUUGCUUGCGGCAGCGUUAUGGAGGAAACCUCAUCCACUCCUAUGCCGGAUCCAACAUGGUGGUCAUAAACCCUGUCAGCUCAGCCUCCAUGUAUUCAGAAAAGGUGAUGCAUAUGUUUAAAGGGUGUCGGCGCGAAGACUCGGCUCCCCAUAUCUACUCUGUGGCCCAGUCGGCCUACCGUAAUCUUCUCACCACAAGGCAGGACCAGUCAAUUGUUCUACUAGGAAAGUCUGGCAGUGGCAAAACCACCAACUGCCAGCACCUUGUCCAAUAUUUGGUCUCUAUUGCUGGCAGUACAGGCAAAAUCUUUUCUGCGGAGAAGUGGCAAGCAGUCUACACAAUCCUUGAGGCUUUCGGUAACACUUCCACCUCUAUGAACGCCAAUGCCAGUCGCUUCUCGCAUGUGGUGUCGCUUGACUUUGAUCAAGCUGGACAAGUGGCAUCUGCAUCCAUUCAGACAAUGUUGCUGGAGAAAAUGAGGGUGAGCAGACGACCAGAGAACGAAUCGACCUUCAACGUUUUCUAUUACAUGAUGUCUGGGGCUGACAGCACCCUGAGAACUGAGCUACACUUUAACCAUCUGGCUGAGAACAGCACUUUUGGCAUCAUUCCACAGUCAAAGCCCGAGGAUAAACAGCGAGCAUCCCAGCAGUUUACUAAGCUGCAGGCAGCUAUGAAGGUGCUGGGCAUUUCUCCUGAAGAGCAGAAGGCUCUCUGGCUUAUCUUGGGAGCCAUUUACCACCUGGGGGCUGCUGGAGCAACUAAAGAUGGAGAUGAAGCUGGACGCAGGCAGUUUGCCCGUCAUGAAUGGGCCCAGAAGGCAGCAUACCUUCUCGGAUGCACCUUAGAGGAGCUGUCUUCUUCGAUCUUCAAGAACCAGGCCAAAGGCAUGAAGCACUCCACCUCAUUCAGAGGGGGACCAGAUGAAAAUAGCCAAGGUGACUCAGCCCCGAAGAUCACGGCCCUGGAGUGCUUAGAGGCAAUGGCUUCAGGACUCUACGCAGAACUCUUCACUCUGGUGAUAUCCCUCAUAAACAGAGCGCUGAAGUCCAGCCAACACUCUUUGUGCUCCCUUCUGAUCGUGGACACUCCAGGUUUCCAGAACCCACUUCUUGCUCAGCAGCAGCGAGGAGCUACGUUUGAGGAGCUUUGUCAUAACUACACCCAAGAGCGGCUUCAGACUUUGUUCCAUGAACGAACCUUUGUCCAAGAAAUGGAGCGAUACAAAGAGGAAAACAUAGAACUUGCUUUAGAUGACAUAGAAUCCAGUCCUUCAGUGUCUGUAGCAGCUAUCGACCAAGCAUCAGCUCAAGCUCUGGUUCGUACUCUGGCCAGGACAGAUGAAGCCCGUGGCCUUCUCUGGCUGAUGGAAGAAGAGGCAGUUAAUCCUCGCGGUUCAGAGGAGACUAUGCUGGAAAGGCUCUUUAAUUACUAUGGCUCAACAGAGGGAGAACGGAAAGGAAACAGUUUGUUGCUGCGAGGACAGAAACCCCAUCUCUUUCUGUUGGGCCACAGUCAUGGAACGGACUGGGUGGAGUAUAAUACCCAAGGCUGGCUUAGCCAUGCCAAGCAUAACCCUGCUGCCCAGAACGCGGCGACUCUGCUGCAAGACUCCCAAAAGAAAAACAUCAGCGGGUUGUUUAUGAGCCGAGCAAGUGGGGCGACGGUGUUAUCAGGCUCCAUUGCUGGUCUGGAAGGAAGCUCACAACUAGCACUGCGACGGGCCACUAGCAUGAGGAAGACCUUCACUACAGGUGUAGCUGCUGUCAAGAAGAAGAGUUUGUGUAUUCAGGUCAAACUUCAAGUGGAUGCCCUGAUUGACAUGGUGCGUCGCUCCAAAGUCCAUUUUGUCCAUUGCCUGCUGCCCAAAGCUGAGGCAGUGGUGGGAGGAAACGAGCUGCGUGUUACACAUGCAGAGAGUGCCGAUUCAGGCCUCAUGACGUUGGAUGUGGGUCUUCUCAGAGCUCAGCUCCGAGGAUCGAAACUGCUUGAUGCGCUGCGCAUCUACAGACAAGGAUACCCAGACCACAUGGUCUUCUCUGAGUUCCGAAGGCGUUUUGAUGUCCUGGCACCACAUUUGACCAAGAAGCAUGGCCGUCACUACAUUGUGACUGAUGAGAAGAGGGCAGUGGAGGAAUUGCUGGAGUCCUUGGAUUUGGAGAAAAGCAACUACCACAUGGGACUGAGCAAGGUUUUCUUCAGAGCAGGGACUCUGUCAAGGCUUGAGGAGCAGCGAGUGGUUCAGACCAGAAGAAAUAUCUCUCUGUUCCAGGGUGCAUGCAGGGGCUAUUUGGCCAGGCAAGCUUUCAAAAAGAGGAAGAUCCAGGAUUUAGCAAUCCGUUGUAUCCAGAAAAACAUCAAAAAGAACCGUGGGGUCAAAGACUGGCCAUGGUGGAAGCUUUUCACGACAGUCAGACCUCUAAUUGAGGUGCAACUCACUGAAGAACAAAUCCGUGGAAAAGAUGAAGAGAUCCUUCAGCUGAAACAAAAGCUGGAGAAGGUUGAGAAAGAAAGGAAUGAACUGAGACUCAACAGUGACCGUCUUGAGAGCAGGAUCACUGAGCUGUCAUCAGAGUUGACUGAUGAGCGCAAUACAGGGGAGUCGGCCUCCCAGCUCCUGGAAACUGAAACAUCUGAGCGACUCCGUCUUGAGAAGGACAUGAAGGACCUGCAGGCCCAGUUUGACAACAUGAAGAAACAGAUGGAAUCCAUGGAGAUGGAAGUGAUGGAGGCUCGUCUCAUCAGGGCCUCUGAACUCAAUGGAGUGCUGGAUGAUGACGAAUCAGGGGGGGAGUGGAGGCUGAAGUAUGAAAGAGCCAUCAGAGAAAUUGAGUUUACCAAGAAGCGACUGCAGCAGGAGUUUGAUGACAAGCUGGAAGUAGAGCAGCAGAACAAACGACAGCUGGAGAGGAGGAUCAGCGACCUACAAGCAGAUAAUGAAGAAUCGCAACGAAAUAUCCAGCAGCUAAAGAAAAAAGCGCAGAGACUCACGGCCGAACUGCAGGACACCAAACUUCACCUGGAGGGCCAACAGAGCCGUAACCAUGAUCUGGAGAAGAAGCAGAGGAAGUUUGACAGCGAGCUUAGUGCAGCCCAGGAUGAGGUCCAGAGGGAAAAGACCUUCAGAGAGAAACUGGCCAGAGAGAAAGACAUGCUGACUGGAGAGGUCUUCAGUCUAAAACAACAGGUUGAGGACAAGGACCUGGAGGUGUGUGCAGUCAAUCUUAAAUUGGACCAGCUCGAGGCUGAGCUGCAGGAUCUCAACUCGCAAGAGUCCAAGGAUGAAGCAUCACUAGCCAAGGUGAGAAAGCAGUUACGUGACAUGGAGGCAAAGGUGAAGGACCAGGAGGAGGAGCUUGAUGAGCAAGCAGGAACCAUCCAGAUGUUGGAACAGGCUAAAUUACGUCUUGAGAUGGAGAUGGAACGUUUGCGCCACACCCAUUCCAAGGAUAUAGAGAGCAAAGAUGAUGAGGUUGAGGAAAUCAGACAGUCAUGCAGCAAGAAGUUAAAACAAAUGGAAGUUCAGCUUGAGGAAGAGUAUGAUGAGAAGCAGAAGGUUCUCAAAGAGAAACGAGAGAUGGAGUCAAAGUUCCUAUCAGCCCAGGACAAGGUGAGAAGUGGUGACAGUGAGACUGAGAAGCGUCUGAGGAAAGACCUGAAGAGGACCAAGACUUUGCUGGCUGAUGCUCAGAUCAUGUUAGACCACAUCAAGAACAACGCACCCAGCAAGCGAGAGAUAGCGCAGCUAAAGAACCAGCUGGAAGAGUCCGAAUUCACUUGUGCUGCUGCUGUCAAAUCCCGUAAAUGCAUGGAGGUGGAGAUCGAAGAUCUGCAUGUUCAAAUGGAGGACAUCUCCAAAACAAAACAGGCGCUGGAGGAACAGCUGAGUCGUCUUCAAAGGGAAAAGAAUGACUUGCAGACAAGAAUGGAGGAAGACCAGGAAGAUUUGAAUGAGCUUAUGAAGAAGCACAAGGCUGCUGUGGCUCAGUCUGCCCAGAACCUGGCUCAGAUCAGUGACCUACAAGCACAGUUGGAGGAGGCUCUCAAAGAGAAGCAGGAAGUGCAUGAGACAAUGCAAGUCCUCCAGAGUCAACUAGACUUCCAGGAGCAGUCCAUGGUGGAGAAAUCCCUUGUGAGCCGACAGGAGGCCAAGAUCCGGGAACUUGAAACUAAACUGGAGUUUGAGAAGACCCAGGUCAAACGCCUGGAGAACCUUGUAGCACGUCUCAAAGAAAAUUUGGAAAAACUGACCGAGGAUCGAGACCAACGCAGCAGUAGCGAGAUCCGGGAGAAAGAACAGAGCAAACGAUUGCUGAGACAGAUUCGCGACAUGAAAGAAGAGAUGGGCGAACUCGCCAAAAAGGAAGGAGAGGCCAGCCGCAAAAAGCAUGAGCUGGAAAUGGACAUUGAGAGCUUGGAGGCUGCAAAUCAGAGCCUGCAAGCAGACCUCAAGCUAGCCUUUAAAAGGAUAGGUGACCUCCAGGCUGCCAUUGAGGAUGAGAUGGAAAGCGAUGACAAUGAAGACCUUAUCAAUAGUUUACAAGACAUGGUGACAAAGUAUCAGAAAAGAAAAAACAAAACUCAAGGGGAUUCAGACACUGACUCUGAGGUGGAGGGUCGUGUGGAUGGGGUGAAAUCCUGGUUAUCCAAAAGUAAAGGAUCCGCCAAGAAUUUUUCAGAUGAUGGCAGCCUGAAGAGCUCAAGAUUUGCUGUAAACUUAGAUGGAAAAGAAGGGAAAGAAAGGUCAGAUGAUAAGGAAUGGAAAGAGGCAAAUAAAGAGUUCAAAGACGUCGAGACAACCCGGCCAUCAUCCGUGAUGAGCUCCCUCAGCUACAGGAAGCGUUCCAACCUCGGUUCUAAGGGGGACCAGCUCUUCAGUGUCCUAAAGGCAAAUGCGGAAUUGGAGGAUGAUCUGUCUUUCCAAAAGUCUAGAUCCAAAAGCACUGAUCUUCAAGAUGAUACCUAUUCAACUAGCUCCAGGAAGAAAUCAUUGGCCGUGGAUGACAUGGCCGACAGAGAAUCAGUUAUCUCCCAGCCUUACUCCGAUGCCAGCAGCCGGGCCAGGAAAGGCAUGGACAGCCGUUGGGGUGACAUCGACAAAGAAUCCACUCUUUCAUUCAUUCCACCAAGGCGGUCCUCGACUUGCCUUGGGUUAAGCCCAGAGAAUGAUGAUACGAAGUCUACCCGCAGCUUGGGUUUCUCGAACCCACUCGGACGUCAUCAAAGCACGUCACGCUUAGAUGAGCGUGGUGGGAGGCGAUCACAAUACGGCAGUGACCCCAGCAGCCCUUGUUUAAGCAAACGGUCCGGCGGUCGCAGUCCUGGUAGUGUCAGUCAAGCUGAUUCCCAUCUGUCACUCGCACGUAGCUGCCGUCUGAGUGAGUUUGAUCUUGAUAUGGAUGAUAGCAGAAGCGUGGCCUUCACUGAUAGGUCAUCUUACUGCCAUUCUUCCGCUGGACGCAGCAUUUCCAUGCCGCCGCCACAAGCUCGGUCAGCUGGAGAUCACGAUCUCAUCGAUAACGUGGAUAUCAAACCUGUCAGCCAUCGUAACUACCUUGACCCGGACCUGGAAAAAGCCAUCAAUGAAGUCUUGAGCUUCAAACCCAUUAAAUUCAAGCGCAGUAGCUUGGAGGACUCUGAAGGGGAGGAAGGUACAUCUAAAGAUAAUGCAGAUGAUAAAUUAACUGCUCAGAAGAGCACCGGAACUCGCUCCUGCACUAAUCUUCAACGCUCUGCAUCAGCUGUGAGCUGCAUAAGACCGUCUCGCAGCACCAGCAGCUGUAGUGGUCGCCGUAGCAAGAGCAAGGGCAAAGGUAAGAAGAAGCGAAGCCAUAGUUCAGAGUCUGAAAGUUCCAGUGACAAGCGUAGUCACAGGAGCAGCUCUCGAAGGUCCAAAAAGUCCAAUAAAAAGUCCAGGAAGAGGGAAAAAUCGCCUUCGUCUUCAUCAUCAUCAUCGUCGUCGUCAUCAGAUUCUGAAUCAGACUCCGGGUCAAGCUCGAGCGCCUCCACCAUCUCCUACCGCAGCUCUAGCAGUGUGAAGAGAGCCCCAUCGCAGAAGGUUGUUGUCAACCCAGAAGAGGAAAUGGAGGAUGGGCCCCAAAGUGAGUGCCGCCCCCUCAGCAAAAAGAAUGACAAGAAGAGGAGGAAGAAGGUGGACAGCCUGAUGAUGAAGUACUUGUAUCGACCGGAUAGCGAUUGAAGCAGGCACCCCCCCGGCAGGAGACGCUACGGCUUCAGAUCCGACGAAGAGGAGGAAGACGAAAAAGACGACACUGCCCAGGGAUCUCUGUACACUUCUUGAUCCAGAUAUAGCAAUCAACUAAAGAAUGUUGGUGACGUUGAGCCUUUCGAGCCGGGAUCUUAGUUUGUGCCGCGUUCAGCACCACUUUCCGAAACGCAGCUUCAGCCACUUAUUGUCUUGCAUGCGAAGAUGACCUCAUUGGCGGUUGUUCAUGGACACUGACAGUUGAUCAAUUCAGUGAAAUUCACUUUUGCUGUCAGUCAAAGCUCACGGUCCUCACAGUUGAGCUUAAUCACCACCAAACUGGUUGCUUGGCAUUGCCAUAAAAAGUCCCAUCUCGGAUGUAACUGAGCCAAAGAGUUUAGGAUUGCCCCUGAGAUGAGAUUGUUUCCUUACAAAAAAAAAAUCUUUGUGUAUUUUCUUUGCAUAUUGUAGACUAGUAAUUUGUUUUGCCAUCGCACCAUGUACUGCCAAAAAGCUUUUUAUUCCAUGUAGACAGUUCUGUUGCCAAUUGAAACGGAAUCCUGGAAAAAGCCUGACAAAUACUUCUUUAGUCUUUUCUGGGACAAGUGCUCUCUUUUCUGCUAUGUAUGCAGUUGGGCGGCGUUGUGGGCUGUUGCGCCGCGCCCUGAAGACGCUCUCGUCGUCACACUUUGGAACCCUUUUGCUGGCUAACGAUCCGGUUUUUACAAGUGAAACGAAUUGCAUCGGGAACUCUCAAGGAAAGUCGGGAGGCUGUCAAAUUCAUUCUCUUUUGGGGUUUUGUUUUUGGAGAAGCACACAAGCAAGAUCAUAUCCUGCGCAUGCUUUUGUUUUUUUGAACUCACAGGGUUAUUUCAGGUACUUGGAAUAUCCCAUGCUAGCUUUAUCACUUAUUUUAUUUUCGAUGAGAUGUGCUUUUCCUGACCAAAAGGAAUUUACCGCGAGUUGAUAUUCGUCACUAUUCCUAUUUGUUUCUUAUCGUCCCCUCAAUAUUAUAUUCUUAUAAUUAUUAAAUAUAAAGCAAAUGUCCAUUCACCACAACCUCUUCAAAUUGCCAGCAUUUUUAGUGAUGAACGACCAAAGCCGAUAAUGAGGAUAAAAUAAAUAAUCAAUACACGGACGGGUUCAUGGUUCUCACAAUUUUGACUUAGACAAUUCUUUUGAAACAGUCGUCAGCCUUCCAGGGUGGCCGUUUUGACAUUUUCUUCAAGGCAGGGGCAUUUGAUUCAAUGCCAGAGCUGUUCCAAGAGAGCCAGCAUGUACUCCUUGUAAUGCCAAAACUUGCGUUUUCUGACGACUUUUGUGCCUGUCUUAUGACGCAACUGCUUACAAUUUUGGCAAUAGUACAAGUCGGAAAGUAUGUUAGGUCCUAUAAAGAGGCCGUGCCUACACAGCUUCGGUUGAAGCGGGCGAAAGGUCGCGAGACCUGUCUGUUUUGAUUAAAGCAUUCACACCCACAUAUAGUCAUGAGCGUGGAAGUUGCCCAAAGACCCACCGGGAUCAAUUAGUGCGUUGAUGUCUUAACAAUCCUGGGACAUUUUACCAUGCCGCGCCAAUCAAAUUUCGGAACCACGCAAGUGAAAUAUUUGACGCGGCAACUGUCACUGAUGAUGGGGAAUUCAUUCAGUUAAAAAAUAACCGCCGGAUUUCUUGUUGUUCAAUUGCACAAGUUAAAACGUUGGCGUUUGUGUUAUUGUGUUCUUCUUGUAGAUGUGUCAGGGCGACAUCUCAUUAAAUUAUGGUCAGCGAUGACUAUACUUCUGUACUAUACACCGACUCUUGUGUUUUGCUCGGUAGACACAUUUUGAGAAGUUACAAAAUUGUUGCCGAACUUGAUAUUAGAUCAUUGUAAUGAGGGCAAUUCCAAUGAAUUCAUUGAGUGCAACGCGGUCGUGGGAUUUGCUCACAAUAUAGGAAACAAUGUCGAGCCUUACCAAUGUUAUGGUUCGGUGUCCUUAGUAUGUCAAUUCACUUUAAUCCUCUGCUAAGUGUGUUUUUAGGUUUGUCUGGCAAGUUGUUUCCAAUUUUUGCUAAACAGGAAGCAACACUGGAAGCAGCAUCAUGUCGCAUUCAUGUGUAGGAUUCCCUUGUUGGUGAUUUCUCUGAAAUGUGCACAGCAGCAGCAGUCCACAUAAAACCUCAAAUGACAUUUGGGGCUUGAAAAAACAAAAAAAAAACAGCGCAAAGGAAGUUGAGGUUGUCGAAAUCCUUUUUUGUUAGCUGAUGCCCUUGUUUUUUUUCUUUCUGCAGACAACACGCAUUGAAAUGUUAUCGACUCAGAUACAAGUAUCUGGCUGCAUCAGAACUUUACGGAAUGCACACACUAUUUAUAAAUACAGUCCAUGUGUAUGAUUUAUGUUAGCUUUGAAAAUAGUUUAUUUUCAUUAUUGAACAAAUUGACCUCUGAUAACAUUUUGCCUUACAGUUUAAUAUAUUGUAAAUAAACGAUGGUGAUUGUUUU